AUGCAAUUCCAAAAGGUGUUAUAUGGUCUAGCCAUGACCACAUUAACACAUGCUUUUUUCUUUGGUCAUCAACAGCAGCAACAGCAGCAACAACAACAACAACAAAGAGAAAUAUCUUAUGAAGAGGAUUUCUUAAACAACGAGUGUGAUGGUUAUUUAUGUCCAGAUACACUUGCAUGUGUCAAAUCAUCUAAGGAUUGUCCUUGUCAAUUUCCCAGUUCUCAACUAAGAUGUGUGAUGCCCGAUGGUAAUUACAUUUGUAUUUCAAAACCAGCUUUGAAUGAUAUAGAUUUGGUAAAGGCAUACGACGAUCCAGUUAAUGGUCCACUAAAAGAAAUAAGUACGUUAGGGAUUGUGGUUGGGCAAGAAAAGCAUAUCAAGGUUUGGUAUAGUGUAAUACAAUACCAUAUAGCAUAG
Molecule: messenger RNA, 417 nt
Organism: Henningerozyma blattae CBS 6284
Lineage: Eukaryota; Fungi; Ascomycota; Saccharomycetes; Saccharomycetales; Saccharomycetaceae
Gene: LCL2
Product: Lcl2p
Exons: 1
Coding region: 1-417 (138 amino acids)
Source: RefSeq, a predicted model, not a curated record